Mugil cephalus (flathead mullet) is the source of this 736-nucleotide messenger RNA. Its product is annotated as hemicentin-1-like. The transcript has 4 exons. NCBI's taxonomy places the organism in Eukaryota, Metazoa, Chordata, Actinopteri, Mugiliformes, Mugilidae. The record is from RefSeq and is a predicted model, not a curated record. Gene Ontology annotation, biological process: positive regulation of ERK1 and ERK2 cascade; interleukin-15-mediated signaling pathway; T cell activation. Gene Ontology annotation, cellular component: membrane raft; external side of plasma membrane. Bases 26 to 736 code for a protein of 236 amino acids. Gene Ontology annotation, molecular function: MHC class II protein binding; protein tyrosine kinase binding.
AGGACGAGAGAGACAGAGAAGAACAAUGGUUGAAUUCAGAUGGAUUCAAAUAUCUUUAUUCCUGAUCCUGAUGCUUCAGUUUACAGCCGCACCUGGACAAUUUUCAUCUGUCACUGUCACAGGUGGACAUGAAGUCACUUUGUCUUGUGGAAAUGUGAUAGAUGGACAGAAGAACUGUGACAGUACUACCUGGAUUUUCAGUUCAACAAGAACAUCAUCAUCAGUAGAGCUGGUUAAUCUUGGUCAGAUCAGAUCUGAACCAGACAGACUGAGAGUUACAUCAAACUGUUCUCUGGUUAUAAAGAAGGUCACAGAUGAUGAUGCUGGUCUUUACGCCUGCAGACAGUUUGACAAAUCAGGACAACAACAAGGAACAGACUUUCUGGUUGAUCUGUCUGUUAUUACCAAAUCAACUGGACAACGUUCAUCUCUCACUGUGACUGCUGGACAUGACGUCAUUUUGCCUUGUGAAAACGUGAUAAAUGGACAGAAGAACUGUUAUGAUACUACCUGGCUCUUCUUUAAGUCAAGAAACACAGCAGUGGUGUUGGUUAGUGAUGGGCAGAUUAAAUCUAAACCAGCCAGACUGAGAGUUACCACAAACUGCUCUCUAGUUAUAAAGAAGGUCACAGUUGACGAGGACGGUGAGUACGCCUGCAGACGGCUUAUAUCGGGAGGACAAAACCAAGAUGUACUAUUUGCUCUGUUUGUUAUUAACAUUCUGAUGGAUGGCUAA